Messenger RNA from Knipowitschia caucasica, 2157 nucleotides. The record is from the annotation of a GenBank genome assembly. Lineage: Eukaryota; Metazoa; Chordata; Actinopteri; Gobiiformes; Gobiidae.
AUGAGUGUGUUGGGGUUCAUGAUGGUGUGUGUGUUGUGUAGUCACCGGGACGCCGUGGCUCAUGAGUGUGUUGGGGUUCAUGAUGUCACCGGGACGCCGUGGCUCAUGAGUGUGUUGGGGUUCAUGAUGUCACCGGGACGCCGUGGCUCAUGUGUGUUGGGGUUCAUGAUGGUGUGUGUGUGUUGUGUAGUCACCGGGACGCCGUGGCUCAUGAGUGUGUUGGGGUUCAUGAUGGUGUGUGUGUGUUGUGUAGUCACCGGGACGCCGUGGCUCAUGAGUGUGUUGGGGUUCAUGAUGGUGUGUGUGUGUUGUGUUGUCACCGGGACGCCGUGGCUCAUGAUCACCGGGACGCCGUGGCUCAUGAGUGUGUUGGGGUUCAUGAUGGUGUGUGUGUGUUGUGUAGUCACCGGGACGCCGUGGCUCAUGAGUGUGUUGGGGUUCAUGAUGGUCACCGGGACGCCGUGGCUCAUGAGUGUGUUGGGGUUCAUGAUGGUGUGUGUGUGUUGUGUAGUCACCGGGACGCCGUGGCUCAUGAGUGUGUUGGGGUUCAUGAUGGUCACCGGGACGCCGUGGCUCAUGAGUGUGUUGGGGUUCAUGAUGGUGUGUGUGUGUUGUGUAGUCACCGGGACGCCGUGGCUCAUGAUCACCGGGACGCCGUGGCUCAUGAGUGUGUUGGGGUUCAUGAUGGUGUGUGUGUGUUGUGUAGUCACCGGGACGCCGUGGCUCAUGAGUGUGUUGGGGUUCAUGAUGGUGUGUGUGUGUUGUGUAGUCACCGGGACGCCGUGGCUCAUGAGUGUGUUGGGGUUCAUGAUGGUGUGUGUGUUGUGUAGUCACCGGGACGCCGUGGCUCAUGAGUGUGUUGGGGUUCAUGAUGGUCACCGGGACGCCGUGGCUCAUGAGUGUGUUGGGGUUCAUGAUGGUGUGUGUGUGUUGUGUAGUCACCGGGACGCCGUGGCUCAUGAGUGUGUUGGGGUUCAUGAUGGGUGUGUGUGUUGUGUAGUCACCGGGACGCCGUGGCUCAUGAGUGUGUUGGGGUUCAUGAUGGUGUGUGUGUGUUGUGUAGUCACCGGGACGCCGUGGCUCAUGAGUGUGUUGGGGUUCAUGAUGGUGUUCACCGGGACGCCGUGGCUCAUGAGUGUGUUGGGGUUCAUGAUGGUGUGUGUGUGUUGUGUAGUCACCGGGACGCCGUGGCUCAUGAGUGUGUUGGGGUUCAUGAUGGUGUGUCACCGGGACGCCGUGGCUCAUGAGUGUGUUGGGGUUCAUGAUGGUGUGUGUGUGUUGUGUAGUCACCGGGACGCCGUGGCUCAUGAGUGUGUUGGGGUUCAUGAUGUGUGUGUGUGUUGUGUAGUCACCGGGACGCCGUGGCUCAUGAUCACCGGGACGCCGUGGCUCAUGAGUGUGUUGGGGUUCAUGAUGGUGUGUGUGUGUUGUGUAGUCACCGGGACGCCGUGGCUCAUGAGUGUGUUGGGGUUCAUGAUGGUGUGUGUGUGUUGUGUAGUCACCGGGACGCCGUGGCUCAUGAGUGUGUUGGGGUUCAUGAUGGUGUGUGUGUGUUGUGUAGUCACCGGGACGCCGUGGCUCAUGAGUGUGUUGGGGUUCAUGAUGGUGUGUGUGUGUUGUGUAGUCACCGGGACGCCGUGGCUCAUGAGUGUGUUGGGGUUCAUGAUGGUGUGUGUGUGUUGUGUAGUCACCGGGACGCCGUGGCUCAUGAGUGUGUUGGGGUUCAUGAUGGUGUGUGUGUGUUGUGUAGUCACCGGGACGCCGUGGCUCAUGAGUGUGUUGGGGUUCAUGAUGGUGUGUGUGUGUUGUGUUGUCACCGGGACGCCGUGGCUCAUGAGUGUGUUGGGGUUCAUGAUUCACCGGGACGCCGUGGCUCAUGAGUGUGUUGGGGUUCAUGAUGGUGUGUGUGUGUUGUGUAGUCACCGGGACGCCGUGGCUCAUGAGUGUGUUGGGGUUCAUGAUGUCACCGGGACGCCGUGGCUCAUGAGUGUGUUGGGGUUCAUGAUGGUGUGUGUGUGUUGUGUAGUCACCGGGACGCCGUGGCUCAUGAGUGUGUUGGGGUUCAUGAUGGUGUGUGUGUGUUGUGUAGUCACCGGGACGCCGUGGCUCAUGAGUGUGUUGGGGUUCAUGAUGUCACCGGGACGCCGUGGCUCAUGA